Pangasianodon hypophthalmus (striped catfish) is the source of this 6924-nucleotide messenger RNA. It is a transcript of the gene tp53inp2b, whose product is annotated as tumor protein p53-inducible nuclear protein 2. The transcript is spliced from 4 exons. Lineage: Eukaryota; Metazoa; Chordata; Actinopteri; Siluriformes; Pangasiidae. The coding region runs from base 580 to 1416 and encodes 278 amino acids. Gene Ontology annotation, cellular component: autophagosome; nucleus. Gene Ontology annotation, biological process: positive regulation of DNA-templated transcription; autophagosome assembly. The record is from RefSeq and is a predicted model, not a curated record.
GCUGUGAUCCGCGGAUCAGCUGGGCGAAGCAAUAACAGCCAGGACAAAACAAGACGAAUAUAUCAAUGCAACAAAAACAGGAUAAAAAAAACAACCACAGAAGAACACACGGAUAAAGACUGCACAGCUAGCCGUCGUGUAGUUUUAACGUUUCUUCCAAGAAGAAAGCCUUUUUAUUAUUAUUGUUGUUGUUAUUAUAAUUAUUUUCAUGUUAAUAUAAUCCUGGUGCAUUAACACUACCUCACAGAGACGCUCCUGAAGCUGGGCUUUAAGGCUUUUCUCGAGUUUUUUACUGCUUCCUUCACACGUUUACACGUUUUUUCGGUGCUCCAGCAAAGGCAGGCCUUUGCAAUAAUAGAAAGACCAUAAAUUUGCACUUCGAGAGUUAAUCAACUCUUCCAAGCUUUCUUCCACCAACAAGGGCUUGACAAGCUUGACCCUGUGCUGGUCCUUCACAACCUGCCACAGAAGACCAUCAGCAUUACCAACUGUAGAUCCAGUGUCUUUUCCAAGACAAAUUCCAAGGCAGCUCUCCCUCAGGAUACCUACACAAUCUGCCCUUUGACCUCCAAGGCGACCAUGUUCCAGCGACUUAGCAACCUGCUGUUCGGCGCAGUGGAGGACGUCUCUGCCGAGCUCAAUGGACCCAAGCCCUGCGUGACCGAGGUGGACGAUGACGGAUGGCUUCUGGUCAGCGUACCCGGUGACACCAACUGUACCACGUUGGCUGAGGACGGGGCGGAGGUCCCAUCGAUAGCACAGUCUCUUCCACAUAGUGAGUGUCAGAGGGUGGAGUCUGGAUGUGAUAUAGCCACUCCUCCCUCUCAUACAGGUGACUCCGCCCCUUUCUCAUGCAAACGGCGCAGGACUAGAGCAGGCCGCUCUCAGGCGGCAUGUCCUCCCUCGUCUCGUUCCCUUCGCUCCCCGCUUUCCCUUGACUCUGCCUCCCCGCUUGGGUCAGGUGGAGCGAAUGCGCCGUCUGUCCCCACCCCCUGUGGGUUGGAUGAGAGCUGGUUCAUCACUCCUCCACCCUGUUUCACUGCAGAGGGAGCGCCGGCUGAGGCCAGCCCCAUGGAGGACCUGCUCAUCGAGCAUCCUAGCAUGUCCGUGUAUGUCUCCUCAUCCAACCUGGAGCAGAGUACAGCCAACAUGGCCGACAGCGUGAGGAUGUCUGAAUCCACCCCGGCCCCUGUUCCCACUCGGCUGGUGCGAGGAUCAGCGUGUCAGGCGGUUCCUCUUGCCAAAGUGACUCAGGCGAGCCGUGUUCAGAGGGCCAAAGCUCGCGUGGAGCGUCGUCACCUGAGCCGCGGUCGCAUGCAGCGCCAAAACCGCGUCCGCCAGCAGAUCCCACGCCACGUGGCUCACACAAACAACUCCUUCCUGCACCAACCGUGCCAGCGCAGCUUCUGCCACUGAUCCACCCGGAUCCCAUCAUCAUCAUCAUCAUCAUCACAUUCACCAACCUCCAUCAUCCCACAUCAUCCACCGUACCAUGUCUUCAGCAUCCUUCACCAAAGCCCUCAUUUUAUGUUAGCGUUUUCAGGUUACUCCAUUCACGAGCAGGAGUAUUUUUAAUGAAUUUUUAAUUAACUUAAAUGCUUAAAACCCAUCCGUUAUAGUCGAACCGUUUGUUUUUCCAAUUAGCAUUUGAUUAGCAUGGCUCUGUUUUAAAUAGUUGCAUCAUUUGUCUCAAAGAUGCCAUUUACAUUCAGCGAUCUCACACGCAGACGAAAGUGAGAAUGGCUAAUAUCAAAAACUAGCAAAGAUUUGGUGUGUCAGAACAAGGAAAGAAGCAGCAUUGAGACAGUACACUCACGAGGAAGAAACCAAACAAGGGUCUGAGGCCAACUUCUCAUCCUUUAUUUGCUUUUAUUUGUGUUGGAAAAGUCCAGUUUUCUCCAUUCUUAAUUUUUGUGAUUGCUUUAAAAAAAAAAAAAGGAACGAAUAUACCGUAGAGGCUAAAACAUGUGUUGCGAAACUAAAACAUCACAUCAGAGUGAGAAAAUACGCUGUGCUAACUUCUAGUUUCUGAUACGGAGAAAAGGGCUUUAACAACACACAGAAUGGCAAAGUAGGUAGAUGAAGGUGAAAGUGAGGAUAAAACAGAUUAAAGAGUGUUGGAUGUUGAUGGAGAAUUGAAAAGGGUGUAAAUAAGUAAGUGUCGUAACCCACAGCAUUACCAUAGCACCUUAAAGGGAAAAUCCAACCUACUCUGGAUUGAGAAUUUACAUUUGAGUUGAUAUUUUCUUGCAUUUCUAUGUUAAUUUAAGUAAAUCCUGGGUUGGGGUUUUCCCUUAAAAUGCUUUGGUGCUUUUGUCUUUGGUGCCUCCUCAAACAUUUUGGGUCAAGUUAAGGUUAAGAAACAGAAGCCACUGUGGCUGAUUACACCAACAGGUUGUAACUAUUGCAGUCUCAAUUUUCCAAAAUACUUCUAGACUAAAGUGGGUUUUGACCCGAUUUUACUGGCACAGACAAAAAUUGCACAUUGUAAAGGAAUUAUUUGGUUGUUAGUUGAGGUCCUGUGACAUGUUCACAUUAUUGGCAGCUGAUUUCAUGCCAUUGUGACCAAAGACGUCCGAUGACAAAGUUGUGGCAGCGUGAGAAAUCUUUAAUUAAAAUCUCUACUGAAAUCCAGUCUAAAAAUUGUAGAAAUUGCAGUCUAAAACUAGCUUGAGACCAAUUUGUUUUAGCCCGUUGCACCAAAUAAGUUACAUCUAGGUACAAAUAAGGUCAGUCCAUAUUAUGAGCAUCCAUUUGACAACGUAUAUUUCAAAAAAAAAAAAAAAAUUGAGUUUGUAGUUGCUAAUUUGCUAACUCAAGCUGCCGAAAUUUAAGCUAAUUGAAUCAUAGAUUGUGCGUGAAGUCACAAUGGCAAAAAAAAAAAAAAAACAUAAUAACAAAUAAUUUUUUAAGUCAAGAUAGAAAAAAAAACGAUUCCAUAAACAAUUGAAAGUUGAAAGCUACAUCUGAGAUUUUGAACAAGCUAAGGAAAGAUAUAGUAGAACCUUAUGAAUGUAGGUUCUUUUCCUAUAAAUGAUAUAAUUUAAAGUAUCAAUUUCAUUGGUAAUAUUCAUAAUACGGAUUAUGUGUACUUAUUAAAGCGUACACAGGUUUACUUUUUUACUUUGCAGUUAGGGCUAGUUAGUUGGGGUUUUUUUCGUCACACAAUGCGAAUAUCGAAUUAUCAAAUCUCACCCAGUUUCAGGCAUUUUGUCCAUUUAUUUGCACACUUACUGGUCAAGUGUUCAUAAUAAACCUUAAAUGGAUGUCCAGCCCAGAAAGAGGAGUGUAAAGCUGUCAUCAUCAGCAGCAUUUUCAGAGCCAGUGUGAGGCUGCUGUGGGUUACAGGGUGUGGUGGUUUAUAGAAGGUGUAGGAUAAAGGAAUUGCAUCGCUGCCUAGAGGUGAUACAGAACAAAUAAAUGAUAAAUGACACAGCAACUUGAUCAUGCAAGUCCUCAGCUCAAAUCUGGUGUCACGACGGUGAUUUGAGGAAACAUUCAACUGUUGCAAGCCUGUUACACCUCUAAGUGGCGAAGCAAUCCCCUUUAAGAUACGGUAUACUGUAGAAAGCGACUCUUUAUUGUGUUUUGUUGCGUUAAGUUUAGAUCAUGUUCUUUUUAAGGUUCACUUUUUAAGAUCAUGUUCUUUUUAAGAUGUCUCAGACCCUUGACCUUCCUCUCCAUGCUCAGUGUCACACCUGCAUCUAAAACCCAAAGCUUAGCUAAAAGAAAAUCACUGUGAUCAUAGUUGUAGACACUCAAAAGUCAUCUGUCCUCAUAUUACACCAUGACAUUAGACUGAAUUAUUCAUGUUACUCUCAGAAAUCUGUCAGUGAGCAAAGAGAGACCAGUGAUGAACAUUAAUGAGACGACCUGGCCUGAAUAAACAGGAUACUUUUACAGGAUACUUUAAUAUAGCUGAUUAGGUAAGACAUGUUCUUUAAUAUAGCUAACAGGUUUUUGGAAAUCACCCUAUUGUUGGGAGAUCACACGCUCGACCCUAUUAUCAUCCAUGGCCAGGAGCAAAGAGAGCAAAUUUGGCCAUGCUCUCCGGAUGAGAAGGAUGAGGAAGAGGGCAGAUAGCGCUUUCCUCCGAAGGUGUUCAUCUGCCCUGUGAUGUAGCAUGAAUAGCAACUUGAAAAGAUGUGGUGGAUUCAUGUAUCUCGGAGGAAGCAGGUGCUAGCCUUUACCCUCUCUGGUUAGGCGAGAGCUAGCUCGGGGUCGAGAAUCAGCAAAAUGGCCAAAGUGGAAGAAAAUGGGGUUUUAAAAAAAGGAAUAUAAGUUCCACAUUUCCGCCACAAGUCCAAGUUCAAACUGAGGUGGAAUGAUAACAAGCGAUUCCAGAUAUCCAAGAUGGCCGCCCAAUAACGUCACAGCUUUCAGCUACGCUACAAUGGAUACUUGAGAUAGACCUUCAUUACUUGUUAGCUACUUACAUUAGCCGUGUAAAAGCAAACAUCUGACACCACUGAUGUUGCAAGCUAUUCCUUUAUUCCAUCAAGAAUAUCAUGAAUGUUCUACUGGUCAGAGCUGGUUCGAUGUUGUGUUUUUACAUCCUCAGAAGACUGAAAUUUAGACAUCACAUCACUCACGUGUGUCCGUGUGUAGAAUCCAUCCUCGUCCAUUUGUCAGUGUUACUUUCCUCCGUGGAAUCCUCUGCGUUGCGCUCUGGCUUACGUGCGUAUCAUCGAUGCUGAUUAGAUUAACAAUGGUGCUGAACAUGUUUGACUGUUUGUAAAAUUCGACUUGGAUGUACGUUUGCACUGUCUUACAUUUUAUGGUGAAUCGAGGUUUUUUAGCUGUGUGCGAUUUUAUUUGUUUUAUUUCAAGCAUCAAUAUGAAUGAGAGGGUGAUGCUGAUGUGCAUGAGUUAGAAAACAAACUAUUUUAAAUUAUUCAUGUUCACAUAUAUGUACAUAUAAUGCACAGCUCUUUACAGUACAGUGUUUGAGUGAUGUGUGUUUUAUCUGAAUGAUGUCACCGUUUAUUGAAAACAUCUUUACAAAGCAAAGUUGAACACAGAAGCGAACCUACUUUUUUCUUUCUUUUUUCCCUCCAAUGUUUUAGGCCCCAUAAGGUGUUUGUUUGUUGAUCAGCAUUUUUGGAAAUGAGGGUUUACUUUUUUCUUUUUUCUUCUUUUUUUUUUUUGGAAAUGAGGGUGUACUUGAAAAUCCACUUCUGAUUCUUUUACUGUGUUAUACCUGCAUGUAAUGGGCUAGUUAGUCAGAACCUGACCACUCAGAUCGUCUGCAGUGUCAGAGUGAUGGAACACAAAGAAAAUCUCUUAACAAAAACUAAUAUAUUAAUAUAUUCAUAUUCAGAUUUCACUAUUUUUUCCCUUAUAUUUUAUUUAUCUCUAUUUCCAAAUGGAUUAUAUGCACAUCAUUUUUAUUCUUGAUGGAUGAAUGUCAGAGGUGGAUCUCUUAGGACAUCUCAUCAAACUAGGGCACUUCCUGUCCAGGUAGCAACCUGACAUUGGGUCAUUGUUGGGUGCCACGCUUGGCUCAAAGUCAUUUUGUCCAUUGGGCAAACAUUGGUUGACAGGGUUGACAGACUUUCAGUCAACUUUAAAUCCAUUUGGCAAUGUUGGGUCAAUGACGGCCAUUUUGUUGGCCCAGUGUUGAGUGGCAGAGUUGGACGAUGUUGGCCCAACAUGGUUGACAGACUUUCAGUCACCUUUAACUCAAUUUUCCAAAGUUGGGCCAAAGUUGAGCAAAUGUCAGCCAUUCCUCUGGGUCAACACUGGGUGCCAACUUUGGCCUAAUGAGACUUUCUCCAUUGAGCCAGUGCUGGGCCACCAGGGUCAACUUUUAGCCACCUUUUAAUUCACCUUGCCAGUGUUGGCCCAAUGAUGGCAGGGUUGUUAUAAAAGUGUGCCUUGGCCAACAUUGGACCAACAUUGGGGCAACACUAGACCAGUAUUGGCAGGGUUGUUAGGAAAAUUUUCCCUUUGCCAACAUUUAGUGCAACAUUGUAGGGAGGCCCAACGUAGCCACCCCAAAAUAGACAUUGGGUAAAAGUCAGUUUGCUACCUGGGUGUGUUCCCAUGAGUGACUCCUUUAUCAAUGUGGUGCUUCUCGCCUACUGUGCCAGUCCAUACAGAGGUGAUGCUACAUCAUACACAGCAAUUAAACUUAAUGGGAGCUAACAGCUCAUCCACCCUCUACAAACAUCCAUCACUGUUUAUUUUCCUUCUAUUUUCAUCCCUCGACCACAUUCUGUCUCUCUUUCCUGAUGACUCUCAUUAUUGUAGUUUUUUUUCUCCUGUGUGUGUGUAUGACUAAUGAAAUGUGUGUGGCUAUAGGGAGCAGUGUGUUACACCUCAGGGCAGCUUGGGGUUUAUUUGAUUGUGUAGCUGGUGUGAUGUGAGAACCUAGACAGGAUGGGUAAAUGAAAAAAAAAACAAACAAAACAAACAAACUGAUUAAUGAACUAAAAAAAUAUAUAUAUAAAUGUGCUUGUAUUUUUCCUUAUGAUUAGAUGCAAUCGUUUUAUUCACUGUUCAUGUUCACGAUUUAUUAUAUUGUGAAAAAUUAAGGGGGUGGACCAUCAAACAGCGAGACUGCAAUCUUCUGUUUGGUUCUUGCGCCCUGAAACUAUGGCAGCUUUUUCAAAUGUAGGGGUUUACCUUCACGGGGGGUAUCCUCUCCGAAACAUACACCCCCUUUCAAAAAAAAGUACAAAUAGAAUAUAUUAAAAAGGAAUAAUGUAUCUGAUAUCUAUGGUGAUCGUGCCUUUCACUAUUCUGCAUGUUUUUUUGGUUUUUUUUUUGUGAUUAGCUGACUUUUCUAUCCUGUCCAUGUGGGCACUGGUCCGUACACAGUAGUAGAGACCUAUGCAAAAUACAAGGAUGGGGUUCCAGCAUCCAUUCAGAAAUGCAGGUACCGGAAAAAAAAUACAAAAUAAAAAAACUCUCAGGAUGAAA